AUGCGGGCGUGUAAUGGCUGUCGCAAAAGGAAGAUCAAGUGUGACGCGGCCACGACAAAUACUUGGCCGUGCUCGGCAUGCACUCGCUUGAAGUUGGUCUGUGUUCCUCCCACAAUCGGUCAAGAUGGAGAAUUCGUCAACGAGGGAAUGGAAACCUCUCAGGAGGUUGGCGGCUCAUCCACGACAUCCGAACCCUCGCAUCAUGCCUUCCCGGUGCCUCCGGCCUACCGAGAUGCUCAUCAAGCUCCGAUGGGACAAAUGCCAUCUUACGACGGAAUGGGCAUGUAUUCCCAAUUCGUUCACACACCUCCGGCUCAACCCGGGAUGUAUAAUGACAUGCGAUCAUCCCCGAUAGUCAUGCCACACCAGUCAUAUCAACAACAACCUCAAGUAUUUCCCGGAGCCCAACCACCACACUUGGCAACUCCGGAUCGGGGCAUGUUUGCGGAGAAUGACCAGUCAACGGCGGACAAUCUCAGCGAUGUGCUCGGAGAACUGAAAAUUGACGAAACAGGCAUCGCACCAUAUAUCCGCAGGCAAAGGAAGGAUCGUGUCGAACCAGAUGCGCCUGUCCAAGAUGAAGUGGAAGAAAGACUGCCCCCUCUCAGUACGGGCGCAGGCGCAACCAUUCGAAUCCCACCAGAGUUGAUGCCCGACGACGAGGACGUGAUGAAUUACUUCAAAAUUUACUUUGAUGAAAUACACCCCUACGUGCCGGUGAUUCCCCGCGCGCACCUGUACUACCAAUGGCAAAAUGACCGCCGCUCUAUAUCACCUCUCCUCCUUGAGGCUUUGUUCGCGUGCGCGGGGCGAUUAUCUGACGAGCCUUCGGAAGGCGCUCAGUGGCUUGCUAUGGCUAACAGACACGAGUCCAGUUUCAUGGACGUUCCGCGGCUAAGCACCAUCCAGGCUUUGCUGCUCUUACUCAAGGCAAGGGAGUCAUUACCCAAAAAGGGCUACUAUUAUCGGUCAUGGCAGACUGUCAAAACAAUCGUAUCCAUGGCCAAGGACCUAGAAAUCCACGAGCAUUAUAGUAGCCACGCCGAAGGGCGACCCUGUGACUUGAGCCCAAUUGAAUGUUUGGUGAGCACUCGGGUCUGGCAGGCACUUUUGGUGGUUGAGGUGAUGAUUGGAGCACCACAAGGCCGCUCCGACUACGGCGUUGACCCGGACACCGUGGAUAUGCGCCCAACCCUGGAUAUCAGAGGCCUGGAUCACUUCGAAACGGAACGCUCCAGACAAUACGCUUACUUUGUCCGUAAUGCACACCAUAUUCGCAUCAUCGCUGAUAUCUAUCACAAGAUUAAGAAGCAGAAAGAUUGGGGAGCAGAUCCUCGGUUCACCCAGAAGAACCCGCUCUUCGCCGACUGGCUUCGCAAUUUACCCACGGACCUGCAGGUGAAUUACCCAGCUGAUGGAGCCCCUCCCUGGAUUCCGUCCCAUUUUGUGGGAAAUAUGCACUCUCACUGUCACCUGGCCAUUAUCUUGCUACAUCGUCCUCAGCUUGUGGCGUCUCAAUCCUUUGCAGCCGGUGGUGAAUGGAGAAUCCACUUCUCUCUGUGUUACACCUCGGCAAAGAAUAUAUGUCGCUUGCAGGAAGCUAUCCUGGAGCGAUUUGGGCUGUCUGGCUUGCUGUACAUGCAGCGAGACCCCGAAUUUAAUUCCGACGCCCGGGAAUACUUCACCCGCCACAUGCGCAUCUUGGAAAAAUGCUCUUCGGCCUGGCCCAUGCCGGAGAUCCAGGCACAGAUCGACUCCCUCAGGCUGGCCUUCUCCGCGGACACCCACCGCCCAUUUGAGCUGAAACCGAGCUUCCCAUAUGGCAGUCCCUCGGAACCAUACCAGCCCAGUCCACCCAUGGACGCUCAUUACCAUCCACACCUAAGCCAAAUGUCAAGCAAUGUCCAAUCCAGAGUGGGUUUCAACACACAUCCAAUCACUCCUCCGAUAUCUGCUGGUGCUGAAUCAGACGCAAAGUCGGAUACGUCCUCCCAGUUACAAUCCCUUGGAAUGGUCCCCCAUCAACCGCCUACAACGCAUCCCCUCGAAGCUCCCUUAGUUGAUGAGCACAGCUGGGACCCCACGCGCAUCAUCAACCAAUGGGACAUGGCUUUCUCUGUCAACCCCUCAACCGUCAGCUCGAACUCUCCUCCCAUGCCUAUGAACAACACCCCCCAACCCAUGUCGAGUAUGGUAAACCAACAGUACCCGAUCCAGUAUGACUCGCCGCCCAAGGUGACAGUCCCACAGAGCCAAUCCGUGUCACCGCCACAGUUCCAGGCUCCCCCAGUCGUGUUUAGUGCCCGGGACUGGCAGCAAAGUGUGGCCAGCGUGUAUGACCCGCAAGGCUUAAAAAGACGAUGGAACUACUCCACUGAUCUUGGCGACAGUAUGGCCAAGCGGCAACGAGGAUGA
Molecule: messenger RNA, 2415 nt
Organism: Penicillium daleae
Lineage: Eukaryota; Fungi; Ascomycota; Eurotiomycetes; Eurotiales; Aspergillaceae
Product: Zn(II)2Cys6 transcription factor
Exons: 6
Coding region: 1-2415 (804 amino acids)
Biological process (GO): DNA-templated transcription
Cellular component (GO): nucleus
Molecular function (GO): DNA-binding transcription factor activity, RNA polymerase II-specific; DNA binding; zinc ion binding
Source: RefSeq, a predicted model, not a curated record